AUGCUCUGUGCUUCAGACCGCAAAUUUGCAAAGACCUUCAUCGGUGAUAUUACCUUCGAUAUCCAGAGACAUCAGAAACGCUUUCCUCUUUUUCUCCACCGCAACAUUAUGCGCGUUCUGAAUCACCAUGCGAAGAGGCGUAGACUUGGCUCUCGCUCCUCGGCGGUCAACUUGCAGACCAGCCCAUCCAGGCGGAAAUCCCAGACUGAUCUGGUUACUCCUCCGCCCCGGAGUACGCGGUUACGCGAUCAGCUUAUUGAGAAAUUCCACCAAGAGGAUGCGGAAUUGAUCCUCGAUGUCAGAAGCAUUCGGAGGAAACUCAACUACCGAGAAAACCUGGACCAGCGACCGCUGAAACGGGUCAAACGGGAAGCGGUUGAAUGUAGAUGCUAUCUCGCUGUCUGGGAUAAUCGACAGGGCCAUAGACAGCUGGAGCCAAUCUUGAAGAGAUCUGGGGACUGUGUGGUCACCCCUGCAGACAUAGCCUCGGAUGCUCAUACUGUAGAGAUUGAACUUAAAAGCCCAUUUCGAGUUCCUGCCAAGGAGUUCUUUGUGCCUACCGUCAACCGAGACGGAGAAGUCACGAAAUGGGCGGUUGGGGAUAAAUAUCUGCUGGAGAUCAAGAUCAUCCCUUGCAAUACAUCCGACUUGUGGCCUCCAAUCCCUAUUUUGAGCAAAAGUGAGGAGUCUUUGACGCGCGAUCUGGUGAAGAGAAAGGACCUUUCUUUUACAGAAGGAAUGCUUAUCUCGAACUACACAAACUUGCCUCAUGCGCCGUCCGUGACUGUACCUCUUAACGUCGCGUUUGAUCAGGGCGGCAGGACGUUCAAGACCAAGUAUGGUUUGGAAGUCAACUCCGAAUGGACAUAUCCACAUUAUUAUGAUGCGAAAAUCAAGAGGGAAGAUAGCAUCCUGGCUAAGAAGAUAGAGGAAGAGGGGAAAAUAGACCCUCUGUGCCGAUCGGUUGACAGCUAUCGCACUGUGCAGACUUGCACAUCGCGUAUAAGCAAGCUUGACGAGUCGCCACCAGUUGUGCCCGCUGUUAAAGUCUCUUACAUCUGGGACAUCGAAACCCGGACACCUGUGCCGAGAGAGUCUCGUAUAGCUUCUCUCGAGGGCCUGUACUGCCCAAUCUGCCAGAAUCAAGAAUUUACGGAUUUGAAACAUCUCCAGUUCCACUUCGUCAAUAAUCACGAUAAAUACACAUUCAGCAUUGAAGAUCAGCAGGACGAUGUACAUACCAAAGGUCUGAAGUGCGUCACGUUCAGAGUCGAAGUCGCAGAAGUCGUCCGGCCAAGCGCAGCGAAUCAGGUCAAAGAUGGACAAGAAAUCAGCUGGCAAAGACCUGAACAGCCGUUUGAUAUUGAUGCUUACAUUUCUGGGGAUCAGUCGUGGGUUGGAGCUCUGCCUCGCCGACGUACAGCUGCGGCCCCAGCCCAAUCUCGACCAUUCCAACACACGACCCCAAACACAGUAGCACAGGUAGAAGGGGUAGCUAAACCAAGGAGCACAUUUCGGUCUGCAACAGAAGUGUCCGAAUUACCUCUUCCAGCCCGUAAGAGGUUUUACGUUCCAGUUGCGAGGACAAUGAGGAGAACCUCCUUCUAUCGCUCCAUCAACCAUCGUGCUAUGGAGACCGGGGAAUUGCUGUCUGAGACAGACGACGAUAUAGAUGACGAUUGGUGGAUCAAGAGACAUCGCGACACCAUUGCCGAGACAGAGGAUUUGACAGCAGAAGAGAAGGAGUUCAGACAACGAUGGGAUGCGCAUGUCAUGUCUGAAGGGUGUCCAAGUGCCAGAUAUGUUUCUGAUAUGCUCGUUCGGUUUGUGCGAGGCAACGCUGCUUGGCUGAACGGUGUGAAUGGUAACGGGGACAUGUUAAUUCAAUUUCAGCACCUCAUUUCGUUGCUGAUAGAGAGGGGCCUGAUUGAUGCAAGAGUGGUCAAGGACUGCCAACGAAUCAUUCACGAUGGAGAAGGCCUUGGAAAGAAGCAGGUUCUUCGUCUCACGGCAGAUGUUUCUGACCGGUCAUUCCCAACUGAAGUACUAGCGGCAGGAGAAUCUGGCGAGGUCCAGGACUCCAACCGGAGCCCAGAGCCCUUUCGACAACCAGGAGCGCAGAUUGAGGCGGAAAAGCACAACGCGACCAACGUCAAGAUUACACCUGAUCAAUUCCCUAGCGGAAGGGGGCAUUCGGAAGCCUUAGCGGGAGGACACAGCACAGAUAUCUCUACUCCUGGAUCUGGCCUUACCGGGCUAGAUGAAAUAUCACAGCACUCGCCACCACCUUUAGAAGCCAAGCGAAUUCAGCAUACCAUUGCCAACGGAUGCUGCGCUACCUGCCAUGACUAUAUCUAUCGCCCCAAGAGAAAUGCCAUCACAUGCUCGAAUUUGACAUGCCGUAACGGAGGCAUAUUUCACCACCUCUCCUGCCUCGGUCUGAGCCUCAAGAUCAGCCAAGGCGAACGGCAGACAUUCAAAUGCAAAGACUGCGCCGCAGCUCUGGUGAUCACGUGA
Molecule: messenger RNA, 2517 nt
Organism: Endocarpon pusillum Z07020
Lineage: Eukaryota; Fungi; Ascomycota; Eurotiomycetes; Verrucariales; Verrucariaceae
Exons: 2
Coding region: 1-2517 (838 amino acids)
Cellular component (GO): nucleus
Molecular function (GO): chromatin DNA binding
Source: RefSeq, a predicted model, not a curated record